This is a messenger RNA of Anopheles bellator, 5826 nucleotides long. It is a transcript of the gene Nhe2, whose product is annotated as sodium/hydrogen exchanger 3. Gene Ontology annotation, molecular function: sodium:proton antiporter activity. The record is from RefSeq and is a predicted model, not a curated record. Gene Ontology annotation, cellular component: membrane. NCBI's taxonomy places the organism in Eukaryota, Metazoa, Arthropoda, Insecta, Diptera, Culicidae. Gene Ontology annotation, biological process: regulation of pH; proton transmembrane transport; sodium ion transport. The transcript has 18 exons. The coding region runs from base 106 to 3543 and encodes 1145 amino acids.
AAUCGCAGUGGCCACCGGCAACAACAGCAACAGUAGCAGCCGGUGGUGGUGAGUGGGCCACGGUCGCAGAACUUCAAGCGCUCCCGGUCCCUGUCCCCGGUAACGAUGGCUGUGACGCUGCGGCAGGAGGUUAACCUUUCUCGACGUGCCUGUAGGAGGGUGGUUCCGAGUGGGACCAACGGGGCCAACGAACCGAGCGUGGUGCCGGCCCCGCUGGUGGGUGCUAAUAAUUUUGGCCACCCAACCGCAGACGCCCCAGUCGGAACAAUGGGCCCGAAAGUGGCACGGUGUCACCCGGUGACCUGCGGUGGUGGUGACCGCAGAAGUGUUACGCCGACGAGUGGCAGUGUUGUGGCACAGUUCCUGGCGGAGGCGGGUCAAGUGCUGUCGACGCGCACGAGGGCCACCGGCCCCCUGCUCCUCGGCAAACUCUGUACAUACGUAGUGCUCUGCAGUUUCCUGCUGUCCCACAAUGCCUUCGUUCUAGCUAGGCCCAAUCUGAGUGCAGCGGCCAGCAGUAGUAGCGACGAGAAGGUGUCCGUCGGUCAAUUAUCGCCUCUGGAGCUGGCGUUCGACGCCGGAUCGUUGGCGGGCGCGAGUCAAUUCAAACGUUCCGCCGAAGCGGCUCCGAUUAUUGCUUCGACUGUGCCGUCCGAUGGCGGCCACGGCGGUGAGCUGGAUCCGCAUGCCGAUGGCGAGGGCGGCGGAGAACACAUGGUCGAGCGGUACCCGGUGUCGCAGGUGGACUUUUCGCGCGUCGAAACACCGUUCGUGAUCGGCGUCUGGAUACUGUCGGCCAGCAUUGCGAAGAUCGGUUUCCACAUGACGCCCAAGCUGAGCCGCAUGUUCCCCGAGUCCUGCCUGCUGAUCGUGGUCGGCGUGAUCAUCGGAGUGUUGCUGCGGUACGCCACGAACCUGCACGUGUCGCCGCUCACGCCGAGCACGUUCUUCUUCUACAUGCUGCCGCCGAUCAUCCUGGACGCCGGCUACUUCAUGCCGAAUCGGAUGUUCUUCGACAACAUCGGCACCAUCCUGCUGAUGGCGGUGGUCGGGACGAUAUUCAACAUCGGCACCAUCGGUGGCUCGCUGUGGGCCUGCGGCCAGACCGGCAUCUUCGGGGUCGACCUGCCGUUCCUGCACAUCUUCCUCUUCUCCUCGCUGGUCGCAGCCGUCGACCCGGUCGCGGUGCUGGCCGUGUUCGAGGAGAUCCACGUCAACGAGGUGCUCUACAUCGUCGUGUUCGGCGAGUCGCUGCUCAACGACGCGGUCACGGUCGUCAUGUACCACAUGUUCGAGGUGUACAACGAAAUCGGUGCCAGCGAAAUAAUAGCCGUCGACAUCGUGUCCGGCAUCGCGUCGUUCUUCGUCGUUGCGCUCGGCGGAACCAUCAUCGGUAAGUUCCCGGUCGCCAACGAGCACCACGCCACCUCACUAACUGGACCUCCCGCAGGUGUCAUCUGGGGCUUCCUGACCGGUCUGGUGACCCGCUUCACCGAUCACGUGCGUGUCAUCGAACCCAUCUUCAUCUUCGUGAUGGCUUAUCUGGCCUACAUGACCGCGGAAAUUUUCCACAUGAGUGGAAUCUUGGCCAUCACCUUCUGUGGCAUUACGAUGAAGAACUACGUGGAGCAGAACGUGUCGCACAAGUCGCACACCACCAUCAAGUACGCGCUCAAGAUGCUGUCGUCGUCCGCGGAGACGAUCAUCUUCAUGUUUCUCGGCGUGGCCACCGUCAACAAUGUGCACGUGUGGAACACCUGGUUCGUGCUGCUGACAAUAAUCUUCUGUUCGGUGUAUAGAAUUUUGGGUGUGUUGAUUCUGUCAGCGUUAGCGAAUCGUUUUAGGAUACACAAGCUUACCAAAGUAGAUCAAUUUGUUAUGUCUUACGGAGGCCUUCGAGGAGCGGUAGCGUUCGCUCUGGUGCUGCUGGUCGACGUCCAUCACAUCCCGCUGCAGCCCAUGUUCCUCACGACGACUAUCGCCGUCAUCUACUUUACGGUGUUCCUGCAGGGCAUCACCAUCAAGCCGCUAGUCAAGAUCCUGAACGUGAAGCGGUCGAGCAAGCGCAAACCGACAAUGAACGAGCGCAUUCACGAAAGGUUUAUGGAUCACAUGAUGGCCGGUAUCGAGGACAUUGUCGGCAAGACGGGCAACUACAACAUACGCGACAAGUUUAAGAGAUUCGACAAUAGGUUCAUUCGUCCAUAUUUAAUCAAGAACUUACAGGGUCCGGAACCGAAGAUCCUGGAAACCUACUCUAAGCUAACGAUGCGCGACGCCAUGGACUACAUGCGGCGCAACCCAUCCACCAUCGGACAAAUGUCUGGAACUGAAUCAAUGAGUGCAUUAUUUAGAAACUACACGUCCUACUUUGGCGGCAGGUGCGGCGCCACGAUGCUCGGCACAUGCCCUAGUUUUACGAAUCUGGAAAAUUCCACCCGUAACCUGGACAUGCAAGAGCUGGACUACAAUCCAUCGAAGAAAGACUUGACCGACGCCAGGAUACACCACUUGCUGUCGGAAGAGCUGAAACCGUACCGCCGGGCUUCACUGCAUACGGCUCGAAGACUAAGCUACAGUCGUCACGCCGUUGACGAUCGGGAUCUAUCGACACAGGUCAACUACAAAAUGCAAAUGAACAUUCGCCGCAUGAUCAGCGAAAAGAAGCACCACAAGCGAAGCAAACGGGUUAAGGAUGGCAAACAGCAGAACCACGUCUCGUUCCCGGAGUUCGCGCAGAACGGGUCCGCGAAACAGUUUGCGAACGACUACAUCAACGAGGUGCUGCACGAGGGCAACGAGGACGAAGAAGUGCAGGCCGGCCCGGCCGAGGACUGGGACGGAGGUGGCCUUACCUUUACCGCCAAGUCGUCGCUAGACGAAAAGGGUGCCGAACGGGAAGACAAGCGAUUCUCACGCGAUUCGCGAAUACUGGAUUCCGAACAGCGUGUCGCCACGCCGACCGCCAUCGAGGCCGUGCUGCCGUGGAAGCGUGUCGACGAGAACGACGAUAAUGGUGCUAUCAAACAGAACGAGUUCCCGUCGUGGGCCUCCAACAAGGAGUAUCUAGCUUAUAAUUCACCAAGUGCAACGUUUUUGGGUGGCUUGACGCAACCUAAACAGGCUAAGUCCGUAAUAGGUCUGUUCCGGCGCGAGAGUUCCGGUUCCGGCGGGGUCGUCAUCGGCGGCGUCACCGACUCCGAGACGUCGACGCCGGUGGCCGCGACGACGCCGGUCGGCCACCGGGUGAUGGUGGUGCCGAAGGACAAGCGGUCCGCCUCGAUCGCCGGCUACAUCACGCUCGACGGCGGCGACCCGGCCACGACCCAGCAGAUGGUGGACCCGCUCGGGAUUAGCCGGGCCGUGCCGCAUGCCAACGCGUUCCCGGUGACCGCCAGCCAUCGGCGCAACAACCGCCGCGGAUCGAUGCUGGAGCUGAGCGGACUGCUAGUGACCGGACGGCGGCCAAGCCGUUUCGCCCUGGAGCCCUUCCCUGCUCCGCCGCUCGAGGUAGACGACGAGAAGCCGGAGCAGUCGAAGUGAGCGGGUGGAGGGUGGAACUGAAGGGAACCGACCGAACAGACCGAGAAGUAGUAGCGAGCACCUAACCCAGCGCGUCCUAAAUCCCCAAACAUCCCCUAAAUCCAUUCCGGGAGUAGUACCCGUCCCAGAUCCGGGCCCUGGCAACGCCACUCCUUCCGCCACGUGUAGGAACUGAACAUACCGAACUUUGGUGCAUGCAUGCGCGAUCGCUUCCGACAAGACGAGACCUUCCCCGCGGGGGACGACGACGGCCACCUCCCGAAACACGGAGACAGUGCGCACGACUUCACCUCUACCGAACACCUCUAGAGGGGCUCCCGGCGAUGGCGGUAGCGUACUGUCAGGACAGGACUCCGUCGGGUGUGGAUAGCUAGUAGCUAGUGUGUCUGCGCAUGUUGCAUGUUGUCGUACUAUUUUAAAGCCGUAUGUGUAGUAGGUGCAUAAACCCUGUGUUUCCGAGCUGUAAACCUCCUAAGAAGUUGUAGCUAACUCUCGGUCGGCAGGGGUGUGAACGAAUUUAUUUUACUUUUGCGUUGCAAACCCUAACCUAAGGUAACCCUAACAACAAGGUAGGUUUGCGAAUGAAUACCCCCUAGCGUAAGAGUAGAUCCUAAAGUAGCAUAGCAUAGCACUAGUCCGUAAGGAUUCGUAGUGUAAAGUAGCUUAACCGGGCUUUUGUAGGUCAACCAACCAAUCGCCACACUUCGUCACGGUACGUUCCUCGUAGCGCUAGUCUUAGAAGCGUAACGGACGAUGCCAAGCAUCCGGUCCUGCAGCAGCAACACGAGUCUAGUCUAGUUUAUCUAAUCCACCAACUUCAACCUGUCCCCCUAUCGGUAGUCAGUAGCCAGUAUCUAGCCUACAGUAUGUCUACAUACUCUGCCUCUUUAUUAAACGCCCCAACACGCCGUAACCGGGCCGGCGACCAGACCGUUUCGGUUCUGGCCACUGCAGACUCUAAAUACAUAUGUGCCUUUUUUCCGUUUCUCUUCCUUCACCGAACAGGUACAAUACGACCGAGUUUGACUUUAGUCUUGUGUCCCAUCGUCGUUUGUCGAUGAAAUGCUGGUAUUUAACAUGAAUUUCCCAUUUUUGAACCGUUUCUGUUACCGUUGCCCGUUUAGAGUUUCAUCCUUCUUUCUGCAACCUCACCAGCUACACCACCACCACUAGACUCAGUUUAACCACCACAGUCACAGUCACAAACCUACUAAUACUACUACCACACUACUGCGCGGCAACACCGUUCGGUCUGGCAAAGAUCCGAUCAACGUUUUCCAUCUAGUACUUUGUGCUUGCAGUUGCGCCUGAAUCCUCGCUCUAGUGUGACGAUCUAUCUCUUUCUCACUUUCUCGGAACGUGUAACAGUUGUUGCGUCAGAGCGCCCCUUCCGGUAGCUUGGCGCGUGGCUAGUUUAAAUAGAAGCUUGUUGAUUCCUUAAAUUUCCUUCAAAGACCCAAACACAACACCGACCCAUCUUCAUCGAAACAAAAUUGUUUUGAUCAAACUAGAAACGAUCGCCCUGGCUCGACAGAAACGAGACGUUGGCGAGCCUCAUGAUAGUCCUUUUUUCAAAAAGUCUCCUUCCGGUGAGCGGUCGUAAAAUUUCUGCCCCAAAAACGUGGCUUACCCUGAAGUACUUAACAUUCCGGAGGAGGUCAGCAGGGUUCGGUUUGGUUUCGUCCCCCUUUUCCUUGCCAGCUGAUGGAUGAAUUGUCCUUUCGAGCGGUUCUUCCAUCAUCGGGACCCUGUCUACCUAUUGGCGAUCGGAAUCGAAUCGUAUUAAUCUUAAUCUGUUUCUCUAAUAUCCCGUAAACGACCUGAUUCGGUAACUAUCCGUAGACAUUCUAAUCGGAAGCAUGCAUUUCACACCACUGGGUCCGACUGUAGUGGCUAACACUGGCCUUUCGCUUUUAUCUUAUUUAUGUAGCAUGUAGUAUUCUAGCCAUUCCUUGCGUAGUAAUAUCUUAUCGCUUCUCUUGUCCCGGCAAAACAAAGAGGCAACUGAAUCCUAUUGCUGGUAGAGAGCAGUAUAUAGUGUACCACGUAGUGAGGUAGUUGAACCGUAAACAUAUGAACAUAGUAGAACGGUGCUGUAUUUCGUAGAUGGUUGGUUUAGUUUAAGGUAGCUCGUAAGUAUGGCUGGAAUGCCCAAAAGCGCUCCUCAACAGCGUGGUAGUCGCGUAGCAAGUAGCAAUGAUAGAGCGUGCUAUUUACAUUCCUAGUAUUAUUAUUUACCCAUCACAGUGCCCCGAUAUACCAAAUAUACCGACCCGUAUCGAU